Molecule: messenger RNA, 3099 nt
Organism: Drosophila novamexicana
Lineage: Eukaryota; Metazoa; Arthropoda; Insecta; Diptera; Drosophilidae
Exons: 4
Coding region: 250-1866 (538 amino acids)
Source: RefSeq, a predicted model, not a curated record
UUAAUUAUGUAAAUAUAUUUAACUGAUUCAUUAGUACUUACUUAUGUGUGUGAGCGUGUGUUUCAUAACAGGUUUAUUACUGUGGCGUUGUUAAUAAAAAAUACACCCUGCACCUGUUUGGCUGGUUUCAAAGCAAACCUGCGUUUUUGGGCCUUUUUUUGCCCCUUUAACAUUGAGGAAAUUUUUCGCAAUUAAAUUGCGACGAAGUUUGGACCCACGAACACAACACUAUCACAACUUCAUAACAAAAUGGGGAACAAUGUGAGUGCCAAGGCCGAUGGCGAGGGCAGCGAACCUCCGUUGGACGGUGGGAAACAUAAACACCACCAUCAACAUCACAAGUCCAGCAUACAAUCAUCCAACAGCAAUAACAAUGCCAACGAUGUUGUUGUCAGCAACAGCAGCGCCAGCGGCAGCGGCAGCAAUAACAGUCUCAAGGUGCAGUCACAAACGCAAACAAUGACCAGAUCAGCAUCAGGCGCAGAUGUGACAGAGAAGUACCUUACCCAGCUGGUGCCAGUAGAGCGCCUGGCUGAAAUAUUAAAGGAACAGACGAGUAACAAGUACGGCAUCAAUGGCAUUAUGUCAGAUGUUUUUGUGUCUCAAGUGUUUCCCGAAUACACUGAUUUGGGCCAUCGACUCUUUCAACUAAUGCACCUUAACUCUAAGGCAACAACGAAGCACCUGGGCACCGUGGCCUUUCGACAGCAAUGCGAACGAUUCCUGGGCAUCAUGGAUGAUGCUAAGGUGCUGGAGAGUUACAUCAAGAUGUACGCACAGGACGAUAAUCCAGAUUUGAUAGACAAAGCAGGCGUCACACGCCUGUUGCUCAUCUGCUAUACGAUUGCCAUGCAACACUCGGGGAAUGCUGUGCUCUGCACGGCCAUAAACAGGACGUUUGGCUCUGUGACCAAGUCGAUAUUUUUUAGCCACGAUAGCCUCAGCUUGGGCUUCGUUUGCCGUUGGUUCGAGCAGAAUUUGAUUCGUCUUGUUCUACUGGUUCACAAAUACUGCGUCCAUACGCUCUCCACUGCAUAUCGCGGCUUGGAACAACAGUCUCAGUCGUGCGGAAUUGAGCUACAAACGCCAGUGCUGGAACAGCGCAAUCCAUUUGCAUCCAGUGAUGCAACGGAUCACAGUGCGCCCGCCUUGCACAAUGAGACGUUGAUGCCGCUGUCACAAGCGUGGCUGCUGGCGGGCGCCCUACCCCCACUGUAUUCCAAGCCACGGACGAUUGUGCCGCCCAAUAGCAGCAACAACAGCAGCGCUUCGAGCGCUGUGCAGAUUUUCAAGGAUAAACUGUCAAUGAUGCCAUCACACUGGACACUACUGUACGAUUCCAACGAGCAUGGGGUGGGUGCCAAUCGCUUUUUGCACCAUGUACUCGGCUACCGCGGUCCGACGCUGGUUCUGCUGCACACCAAGGACGAGCAGACAUAUUGCAUUGCGGCGCCCAAUGAGUGGAAGGAGACGCAUUUGUUUGUCGGCGGUGAGGGUAGCUGUGUGAUACAGCUGUUGCCCAAAUUUGUGAUACUAGAGAAGAAGCCCAACAUUUUGUACCUUAACACCAGCAUACGCGGCUAUCCCAAGGGCUUGCGAGCAGGCGCUGAUCCGCGCAAGCCCAUCAUAUCGGUUGACGAACAUUUCGAGAAUGUAGACUGUAAGGGCAUUGCGGCGGGCCUUAUGUCCAUUGAGGUUUGGGGCUGCGGCGAUAAAUCAUCACGCGAAGUGCAAUUGGAUAUUAAGAAAUGGCAAAUCAAGGAGGCGGAACGUCAGCGCACAGUUAAAUUAACAGCCGCCGAUUGGAUGGAUCAUCCGGAUCGAUACCUUCUCGAGCUGGGCGGCAGGCAGAACUACAACAACUAAAAGCAAUAAUUAUUGCUGUUGUUGUUGGUGCGUGUAUUGAUUCGAAAGCAAUUGGUGUGUGCCUUUAAUUCGAGAACGCGAUUAAAAUUAACGAGGAAUACUUUUAAAAACGAUGAUACUUAUUAGUCAUUCGUUCUCACGCAGCGCGACAAGAGUUUGCUACCCUGGACUGAAAUUGUUUUUUGAUUUUUAUGUUGUUUGAUUAACGAAUUUUGUUUCAUGUUUUCCUAUGUUCAACGGCAAAUUGGAAUCGAUUUGAUAUAUAUUUUAACGUUAUGUGUCGUAAUGCCAUUUUAAUUAUACUAUUCGAUUAAGCUUUUGCUUGUAGUUAAAAGCGUCGUCCUUGUCACCAGUUCUGUAUUUCCUUUUUUCUAAUCGUCCGCUUGUUUUUGCAAUUUUUAAGUGUCAGGUAAUUUAGUUUUUCUUUCUAUUUUUUCGUUUUCUAUUUGUUCUAAUCUUAGAAUGCAAGUAUUAUGAAAAGACAAAAAAUUUUUAAAUAAUAAACAUAAUCAAAUGUUGCAAAUAUGGCUUUGAAUCUUUUUAUGACCAGGCGCUGAUUUGGUGGAACCGUUUAAUUAAGUGUAUGGUGCUUAUCAGCCAAGCACUUCAAAAGUUGAUAAAUUUUCCACACUCAUGCAUACCAUACGUAUGCGUUUACAAUGAUUCAUGAUUUUAUCUGUUAAAGAAUGAGUUUGAUAAAAAAAGCCAUUAUUUGCUGGGUUGCUUUAAAAUGAUAUCAUUAUGUAUAUGGCAAGAAAUAAAGUUUUAACAAUCAAAUGCAAAAAUGAUGAAGAUUCAUUUUUGGGUUAAGUAUUCCAGUCUCAAAUACAAAUUCAGACAAUUGACCCAUUGAAUAUAUCCAAAAAGAAUCCCAGUCUUAAUUAUUUCAAACAUAACCCAAUAAUUCUUAAAAAAUAUUUAAAUGUCGUACUAUUUCAAAGGACAGCAACAGUACAGCUCUAUUAUAUUGUCAUUUACAAGAGUCACAAAGACAACUCCUUGAUGCUAUGCAUCUUGAAGAAAAUUCAACGGAAAUGUAAAUGCUUAGUAUAAAUAUAAACAUUCUUGGUGGAAUGUUUUGGUAUUUUGGCAAUUUAAAAAUUUCUAUAAAAGCUGUAAAUUAAAAUGGCAAAUGUAUAAAUAUAACAUAAUAAAUUUCUUUCUGGUAUCUUGAAGUAAAAGUAUAAAUUACUAAUGUAUAAUGGUUCAAGAGAAAUAUGAAUAAAACAAAAA